This is a messenger RNA of Propithecus coquereli (Coquerel's sifaka), 1851 nucleotides long. RefSeq names its product trehalase (brush-border membrane glycoprotein) (gene TREH). Gene Ontology annotation, molecular function: alpha,alpha-trehalase activity. The transcript is spliced from 15 exons. Bases 35 to 1786 code for a protein of 583 amino acids. The record is from RefSeq and is a predicted model, not a curated record. Gene Ontology annotation, biological process: trehalose catabolic process. Lineage: Eukaryota; Metazoa; Chordata; Mammalia; Primates; Indriidae.
UGGGCUUGCUCAUCCAGCCAUAGUCACAGCCACCAUGCCAGGGAGGACGUGGGAGCUGUGCCUGCUGCUUCUGCUGGGGCUGGGGCUGGGGUCCCAGGAAGCCCUACCCCCACCCUGUGAGAGCCGGAUUUACUGCCACGGGGAGCUCCUGCACCAAGUUCAGAUGGCCAAGCUCUACCAGGAUGACAAGCACUUUGUGGACAUGCCACUGUCCACAGCCCCAGACGAAGUCCUGCAGAGCUUCAGCGAGCUGUCCGAGGCCUACAACCACAGCAUCCCCACGCGGCAGCUGCAGGCGUUCGUUGCAGAACAUUUCCAGGACGUGGGGCAGGAGCUGCAGCCCUGGACCCCUGCGGACUGGAAAGACAGCCCCCAGUUCCUGCAGAAGAUCUCGGACGCCAAGCUGCGUGCCUGGGCAGGGCAGCUGCACCAGCUCUGGAAGAAGCUGGGGAAGAAGAUGAAGCCAGAGGUUCUCAGCCACCCUGAGCGGUUCUCACUGAUCUACUCGGACCACCCUUUCAUUGUGCCUGGCGGGCGCUUUCUCGAGUUCUACUACUGGGACUCCUACUGGGUGAUGGAAGGUCUGCUCCUCUCUGAGAUGGCCGAGACGGUGAAGGGUAUGCUGCAGAACUUCCUGGAUCUGGUGAAAACCUAUGGGCACGUCCCCAAUGGUGGGCGUGUGUACUACCUGCAGCGGAGCCAGCCCCCACUCCUGACUCUCAUGAUGGAUCGCUACCUGAGUCACACCAACGACAUCGCCUUCCUGCAGGAAAACAUUGAGACCCUAGCUUUGGAAUUGGACUUCUGGACCAAGAACAGGAGCGUCUCUGUGAGCUUGGGGGGGAAGAGCUACAUCCUGAAUCGCUAUUAUGUCCCUUAUGGGGGACCCAGGCCAGAGUCCUACAGCAAAGAUGCAGAGUUGGCAGACACCUUGCCAGAGGGUGACCGGGAGCCUCUGUGGGCCGAGCUCAAGGCGGGGGCCGAGUCUGGCUGGGACUUCUCUUCACGCUGGCUCAUCGGGGGCCCAAACCCCAACUUGCUCAGCAGCAUCCGAACGAGCAAACUGGUGCCUGUUGACCUGAAUGCCUUCCUGUGCCAAGCAGAGGAGCUGAUGAGCAACUUCUACGCCAGGCUGGGGAAUGACUCCCAGGCCAGGAAGUACAGAACUUUGCGGGCGCAGCGCUUGGACACCCUGAACGCCGUCCUGCGGGAUGAGGAGAGUGGUGCCUGGUUCGACUACGACCUUGAGACGGGGAAGAAGAACCGGGAGUUUUACCCAUCCAACCUCACUCCGCUCUGGGCCGGCUGCUUCUCUGACCCCAGCGUCGCAGACAAGGCCCUGAAAUACCUGGAGGACAGCCACAUCCUGACCUACCAGUAUGGGAUCCCGACCUCUCUCCAGAAGACAGGCCAGCAGUGGGACUUCCCCAACGCCUGGGCCCCCCUGCAGGACGUGGUCAUCAGAGGCCUGGCCAAGUCGCCUUCACCUCAGGCCCAGGAAGUGGCUUUCCAGCUGGCCCAGAAUUGGAUCCGAACCAACUUUGAUGUCUACUCCCAGAAGUCAGCCAUGUAUGAGAAGUAUGACAUCAGCAACGGUGGACAGCCCGGUGGUGGAGGGGAGUAUGAAGUUCAGGAGGGGUUUGGCUGGACCAAUGGAGUGGUCCUGAUGCUCCUGGACCGCUAUGGUGACCGGCUGACCUCGGGAGCCCAGCUGGCUUUCCUGGAGCCCCACUGCCUGGUGGCUGCCCUUCUGCUAAGCUUCCUGCUCAGCCUGCUGCCAUGGUGACAGCCCCACCACCCUGCCUGCCCUCCCCACACCUGGCCCCAGCUCCUGCCCCAUUAAACACCAGU